UUUGCACGUUUUACACACAACUUCCUAAAUGGCAGGAAAAACUCACUAUUUUCCAUUCAUUCGAUGACUGAGGCAUUGCAGAUACGUUAGGCACGUUAUGGCGUGACUACUUUAUUUAUGUAAUAAACACUUAAACAUUUUUCCACGUUAUAAAACCUAUCGUACCUGAUUUUAAAGAUAUCAUUUAAAAAAGAAAAAAAAUUGAUUUUUUCAAAAUUCUACGGUGACCUUAGCCCUCAAAGUGAAAGUAACACAUAAGCAGGGAUAAUUUGAAUAAAAAAGUAUCGGUUUCAACGAAAUGUAAAAACAAAAUACAAGUUAAUUGUUCCUUUCACUAGUUUCCACUGUAAAUGCAAAGUGGCUACCUUUCCUCUUGGGUUCAGUUGUUCUUAUUGCAACUCAUUUUCCUUCAUUUUUUACUACGCUGGUCAGACAAGAUGCUCGCGAGUUCGUUUCGAGAAAUAACGAAAUUGCCUGCGUUUUUUUGUGAUUCAAGUGACUUGGUGCACCAGAGACACUUUGUGUACGUACGCAAAACGGAAGGUACCAGUUUUUUCGUGGGCGACCACCUAUAAACUCGCAUGGCUGCCUCAAGACGCUCUGGCAGGUUUCACGGUCGGCCUGACUGCCAUUCCCCAGGGUAUCGCUUACGGUAUCGUCGCUGGAUUAAGUCCUGAGUAUGGACUGUACGCAUCCUUCAUGGCGUCGUUCAUCUACAUUAUCCUUGGUUCGUGCGAGAACAUUACCAUCGGGCCUACAGCUAUCAUGGCAACAAUGGUACAGCCAUUGGUGGCAAAUUACGGUCCCGAUAUAGCCGUGUUACUCGCCUUUUUGAAAGGCUGCAUCAUCGCGGCUCUCGGGGUGCUUCACCUGGGUUUCUUAUUAAAUUUCAUUUCGCUGCCGGUAAUUGUUGGCUUUACGGCGGCCGCAUCGAUCAACAUUGCCGCCUCGCAGUUCAACUCUUUGUUGGGUAUUCCCGUCAGAAGCGAAGAUCUUGUAGAUGCCUUGCAGAAAGUGUUCAGGAAUCUCGAUAAGAUCAGAUACCAAGACACGGUGUUGAGCAUCGGAACGGUUGUUGUCUUGGUUGCACUCAAGAAUUUACCUGGACGACGAACUGGCACGUGGCAACAAAAGAUUGCGUGGGCGGUGACUCUGGCGCGUAACGCUUUAGUGGUCAUCGUAGGGACAACUAUAGCGUAUAUUUUUUACGCGAACGGACAAGAACCUUUCAGGUUAACUGGAACGAUGGGCGAAGGGUUGCCACCGUUUGGCCCACCACCCUUCUCGAUUACUCACAAAAAUCACACGUAUGAUUUUGUGGAAACGGUAUCGGCGAUGGGAACGACGCUUUUCUCCAUUCCAGUGGUAUCUACCAUCGAGCAUAUGGCGAUAGCGAAAGCUUUUGGUACGGUAUAGGUUAAAACUGUGUAAGUAAUUGGUGGAACAAAUGUAGCGAUCCGUUCGUAUUAAUCGAAAUGAAUGAGUUAUAGUAACACUUGUGUUUUGGUUGUAGUCGGUAACGAUAAAUAGUAAUACAUGUUAAAAGAAAGAUUUAGAACUUUCAGAGCAAAUAGUACUGGUCAAAUGGAGGAAGAAAAUCCUACUAGACAUGGAUAUAAACAAUUAUUUUCGGUAUUAUAAAUGGUAUUAUUAUCAGUUUCACUAUUUACUCGCCUUUGAUUGCAAAUUUUUUUAUAUAAAAACGACGGACCUUACUAUUCCUUCUGUUGAUGUUCUAUUAAUACUCCAAAAAUAGUAGGGGUUUAUUAGAAUUUUUUCCCUUUAUUUCACGAGCACUAUCCGCCCUGAAGGGUCUGAAGUAGGGGUGUACGGAAUCCCGGUCGGGACGGGAAUUCCUCCUGAGAUCGGGAGGGAAUCCCGAGAAUUUCAGAAUCCCGAAUACAUCCGAGAUUCCUAUGAAUUUCCUGGAUCCCGAAACCAUUCGAGAUUCCCGAGAAUUUCGAGGUCCCGUAAAUUUUCGGGAUUCCCGGGAAUUUCGAAAUACCGUACAUUCGGAUUGCUGAAAUUUUCAAGAAUAACAACACUUUCGGAAAUCCCAGAUAUUAUUCUGUAUCCCGUACAUUGUCGGGAAUCCCGAACACUUUCGAGAUCCUGUAUAUUCUCGGGAAUCCCGGAUUUUUGCGGGAUCUCGUGUAUUCUCGGAAAUCUGGAAUCAACUCGGGAUCCCUCAUAAACUCGAGAAUCCCGAAUAUUUUCGGGAAUCCCGCACACCCCUAGUCUGAACCCUUUCUUCUUAACAUCUUGUGUAAACACUACAAUAUUCGUUUUCGGUUUGGCGACAUGUAAAGUUAUACAAUAAAAUUCAGAUAAUCCGACACACAAAACUCAGCUAUAAUCGUGUUUUUUAAACGACAUUUAGCAAUUAUCACGGGUUAGAUUCUCCACAAACGCCAUUCGUUCACGUGGCAUUUACGUAACAUUGUCGAGCACACUUUAAUUAAAUUGGCAAUUGAUCCUCACUUUUGUAUGGCAAU
Molecule: messenger RNA, 2495 nt
Organism: Hylaeus anthracinus
Lineage: Eukaryota; Metazoa; Arthropoda; Insecta; Hymenoptera; Colletidae
Product: sodium-independent sulfate anion transporter-like
Exons: 5
Coding region: 700-1416 (238 amino acids)
Biological process (GO): transmembrane transport
Cellular component (GO): membrane
Molecular function (GO): sulfate transmembrane transporter activity
Source: RefSeq, a predicted model, not a curated record